AUGAAGGAAAGCCAAAACAGCAAGGAGAAUGGCGGCGUGCGCGCCUCGAGAAGGAAGACGUACAAACAGAAGCAAGUAAAAUAUAUGAUUUUGAAAAAACUGAAAAGGAAAAUGAAGCAGGGAUUGGACAAGCUAGAGGAGCAGCACGAACAUUUGGGAAGACUACUAUCCAAUUUAAACACCCUAAAUAUUGAAGAGAGUAAUGCGAUGGCGCUGCACAGGAUGACGAAGGAUUUAACCAGACAAAUCAGACGAGUCAGUGAGGAAAAUAAUGAUGACAUAGCAAUAUUAAAAAUGGAAAAAGAUUUAAUAAAAGCAGAUUUUACAAAAAAUAAAAACAGUUUAAAAAUUUACAACAAGGAUGAACUACAGCUAAAACGGGAAGAAGAAGACGAGGAAGAAGAAGCCGUCGAGGAAAAAGUAGCCGGUGCAGAAGAAAACGAAGAAGAGGAGGAACAAGAAGAACAUCAACAACAUCAGCAGAAGGAACAGAACGACUAUGAGGAAGGAGUAGUGGAACAGGAAGAAGUGUGCAAAAUUAUAAGGCAUGAUAGAAGGAAGAAAAAAAAAAAAAAAAGUACCAACGCACAUUCAUCUCACCACUUUACAAAUUCGUUCAUUCCUCUCCAAGUAUUCAGAGAAAAUUGCCUUUGCAUGAAAAAUAAAUGUCAUCACGUUGAAUUUUCAAGUGAAAAUGUGAACACUAAAAAUUGGGUUUGUGUGGAUCUGUAUCAAGCCUUGCUGCGAAAUAAAUACUAUAAAGACACCCACCUGUGUGGCAGGAUUUUUGGGGAAUAUGAUAACAAUGAAAUUUACAAACAAGAGAUGAGGAGGAUGCGGAAGAAGAAGCUCCUCUUAAAUUUCCUCAGCCACAGGAGGAAGAGACGGAAGUCAGGGUCGUCGCAGGGACCGCCGGAGGGGACGCAACUGGAGGAGAGCAAUCAUGCAGCACAGACCAUGGGGGACAGUUACCCCUACGCGUGGGACCAAACCAGUGGUGCACCUGGAAAAGGUACACAUGGAAGAGGAAACCCAACAAGCUGUAAGCAUGAGAGAAAAGGCCUCCCAUACUAUAACACCCCCCUGUGCAGUUUGUCCAACCUGAUAAACGACCAAGGAAAGAGAAAUAUCUGCUGGAUCAACAUGAAGAAUGAGAUAAAUGAGGAGGUAUCGAAAAAUAACAGCAGCCUUAUGACCGCUAGUGUGUUAACCUUCCUAGUGAGCAUAAGUAAAGUUUUUUCCUGCGAACUGAUUGAGGAGAGAAGGGAAAAACCAGUGACAAACCAUUUUAUUGUGAAUAAAAAAGUGAACAGAUUUUAUGAUUAUAUACCAGCGCAGCAAUAUGAUAUGAUAAGCACUCAUCAUUCGGGGGGGACUGGUCAUAGGAGCAGUGCCCCCAUGAUGAACACGCAUGAAAUGAGAGGCGCCAAUCAGAGCUACGAGGUGGGAGACAACCAUAUUUGUCUCUACCUUAAGAGGGAGUACGUUCCCCCGUAUUUGCUAAAUUUGGGGAAAAAAAUUAAGUUAAUUUUGAAUUUUGUCUCUACGGGUGGGUUGUGCGGAGGUUCUGCGUGCCCUCAGGGUGAGGGGUACCCAGGGGAGGAGAGAUCACCAAAUGAAGAAGAUCAACCCUGUGGAGUGUUGUCCCCCCCCAUGGCGUACCUCAGUGCGAGACUGGAGCACGACGGGGGACUCCUCCAUAGGUACAAGAGCCUCUUCUUGAAGAAAAAAAAACAGAAACGGAAAAAAAGUGGAAAACAGAAAAAGUGCGAAAACAGCGGUGGAAACGGUGAGGACGGAAAUGGUUGCGGAGAUGGAAGCGAGACCUGCACGGUGAAAACCUUCGAUGACAACCACCUCUUUAAUAGCACCUUUUUGAGCACCCUGUUGAGACAAAACCUAAGCGAAAAGAAGAAGUACAACUAUUUUUACGUCGACAAUGUAGAGUAUGAUCACACGGGUUAUGACGUGGAGGACAUAAUUACCCACUUAGAAAAGGUUGUGUGUAAAUGGAAAAGGAACUCCUCUGAGGGUGCAACCUUCUCGCCAUUGCUCCUGUUGAACUACGUGAGUAAGAAAUAUUCACUGUACUCCAUCAAGGGAAAAAAAAAAAAAAAAAAAAUUAAAAGUAAAUCUUAUUAUGCGAAGGAGGAAUGGUACGCAGAUGGGGUAUACCAUGGAUUGGGCGAAAUGGGGGAGGAGUGCAGCAAAGGAGGGAAAGCAGCAGGUAUGAAGGGAGCCUCCCAAGUGAGAAAAAGCAAAGCCAAGGGUAAAGGAAAAGUCAAGGGCGAAAGUGAGAAGAAGUUCCAAGAGCAAAACCUCCCCAUGAAGGAGGAUUUCAUUCCGAACGGAUUGAAAGAAGGAGCAACAACAGUGGAAGGCGACAUGGAAACAUACUACUUGACGAUCCACGAUGAGAUGCUCAGCUACAGCAGCAGCAACGACGAAGUGACGGUGAAAUACUACGUGACGCAUAUGCAUUGCAGAGAGUUUAACCUGGAAGGGGGAAGCCAAGAUAUGCCAAGACAUAUUCAGCCCACUUUUUCCUACUAUGCGCAGAGAAAAAAACAGCUAGAAAAAAUGAUGAAAGAACAUAGCGCUUUAUAUAAACACAUAUUUAAAAUGUGGAAGGAAGACAUUGAAAUCGGUGAAAAAGAAAGAGAAAGGAAGAAUAUUUUUGCGUGGGGAAUUUUACCCGUACGUGCAUAUGAUCACCCGAAUAUCUUCGUACCGCUACCAUAUGGAUUUAAACACAACAAUAAGAAUUUAGCAUACAGCUCACUUAGACUGAAAGGUUCCUUUGGUGAGGAGGGGGAGGGUGACUACAAUGACGAUGAUGACGGUGGCCACGCAUACGGGGGGAAUGAAAAAGGUAACGUGAUGGAGAAAAAGGGACAGGAGGAGAAGAAGAAAGAUUAUAUGAAUAUAAAAUAUGCUAAUUUGACAGGCCCCUGUAUUACAUGGCGUAAAAAUUGUAUCUCCCUUAACGCUUCAAAGAAGAGGAGAAACCCCCAUUUCGUGCAGACCAUCCCCUACUGUUACUGCAUGAAGGGCCCUAAAAUGCCGCUCUUUUCUCUGGAAAGAAAUGUGCUUUACUGGAAUGAGAACAACCGGUCCGUCGUGCCGGAUGGUUCGGUCACCUGCAAAGAUGUGAGGAGCAACGACCCCUUCACGUGUAAAGACGCCCAGAACGAGAGAAACUUCAUCUGGGACAAACGCGAGAUCAAAAUAUUCCUGGAAAAGUACUUCCUUUAUCCAAAAAAUUUCGAAAAAAUCAGUCAAUACUUGGAGUUUAAAAAUACGAAGCAGUGCGUGGAUUUUUACUAUAUGACGAAAAACUUUUUCAACUUUAAAAAAUUUCUCCUGAUCAUAUCGUUGAGCAGAGUGAAGAGAAAUAAAAAGCAGCGACCUGUGGGUAAUGACACGACGAAGAAAAACCCUAAGGAGGAAAUUGUUGCCCAGUUGAUGGAAAAACUGGAGAGGAAUUAUGACCCAAGUGAAUUUGAGCAGUCCAAUUUUUUUCAACAUAACGUUAUCAAUCUGCGUCAUUUUUUUCAAAACUAUUUUGUAAAAGCGUUUAGCGAUGUGCAGAGCAACAGUGGAGAACGAAGUGGGGAUCGUGCGUGCAGGGCGGGUAUGUCUCCCCCGCUUAGUAAAGAUGUCACCACUGCACAGAACAUCGAUGGAGACGCAGACGGAGCCGCAACUCAAAGAACCAAAACCAUUGUGCUUGAAAAUAUGUCAGACGGGUAUGUUGUGCCAAAGAAUUACAAGUUCAUUCUCAGUGCAAACAAAAAAUUAUGCUUUCUGGUGAAGAAUGAGGAGAACCUCAUUUACAGUGGAAUCAAUUCUGACAUCAUCGAAAUUGUGUAUAAUGACAAUAAUGUGGUCGAAGAGAGAAAAAAGAGGAAGAACGAUAAGGGUGACAAGGGGGAAAAGAAGAAGAAGGUGGAAAAGGUGGAAAGAAGGGACAGUGUGCCGUUCCCUUCGCAAAUCCCAUCUCAGUUGACGCUCGGUAAGGAGACCCUGGUGGAUUAUCAGCAGCCAAGCACGGCCACGUGCAGUAGUAUGAUCAUGACGCCACCCCUUAGCAACAGUAAUGAGGUGAGUGAGAAGGUGGUUGGUGAAGGGGGGUUCUCCCUUUUGAGUAAUGAUCCCCCUCAAAAAGGCUUUAAUGCAUCCGCCACGGGUGAUGUGUUUACCCCCACAGUAGAAGAAGAAAAGGCCGCUCACAGGCAAAUUUUACACGCAAAUGGAAUGGGUAAUCUGAAAAAAACAGAAAGGGAUAACGACGUAAUGUAUGGCAACAAACUGCUCAACCUUAAGGGUGAAGAGAAAACACACCACCCGAGGGAGAGUGACGAAAAAAACUUACAAAACGGAGAACCAACAGGUCUACCAGCAAUGUGGGGGCAGGUAAAAGAAAGAGGAGAUAAAAGGGCCAUUGCAUAUAAUUGCAACGUGAAUUCUAACAGGGAUGAUUACAACCCAUUUGGCGAAAACGGCCAAGUAGUGAACCCCAGAAGGAACAGCAUGGGUAGUAGCAAACGGGGGGAGGAUGACAACAAUGAUGAUGAUGACAAUGACUAUGAUGAGGAUGUCGAGGAAGUGGGAUCCCUUGUUCAGUUAAGGGACGUGAAAGCCCACGAUAUACAUAACGUAGACAGUAGUAGCAGUGUGUUCGGGGUUUACCCUCCACCGAGCAACGACGGCAAUAACGUGGGAAGGAGAGUCUCCUACCCGGACUCGAACGACAGCAUGAACAACCCAUUCGAAAGUAAUGUUAAAAUUGAGACCUCUGAAGAGAGCCUAUACAAAUGUUUUGAGUUUUUAAAAAAUAUAAACUGGAAGGACACAGGGAAUGUCGAAGCGGUUAGGAGUAAGAAUGUUGUGCAGAUGGAACCCAUGGAAAUUGGAAGGUAUUCUGCUGCGCCAGUGACUUUGGAAGGUAAGGGGAAAAAGGUCUCCAGAAAGAGCAGCAUUCAGAGUAUCGAGGGUGUGUACCUUCAGAAGGAGAAAAAUAUAAAGAGGAAGGAGAUCAUCCCUGCAGGGAAGUCCAAGGCAGGAGGGGGAAGCAAAGACAAUACCCACGUGGGGGAGUUAGGCCAAUGGGAAGAAGCAUCAACGGGUCAUACAAUUCAUGGGAGGAACAAAGAUGGGAGGAAUCAUAACCGUAAAAAGGGCAAGACGCGGGUGAACCACAGUUUGGUGGGCGCCACGACGAAGCGGAAACACGCAAAUAUGUUAAGUUGGAAUGGUAUAUCUGAAGGAAUAGUAGGGGAAGUAGGUGGUUUAGGUGCAGGUGCAGGGGCUUCGGAUGUGAAGAGGGAUUUAACCGUUAAGCCGGAGGAUGAAAAAGCGCGUAAAAGGAAAAAAACGUCCAACGCGCAGAUGAGCGAAGAGGUGAUGAACGAUGAUAGGACUAACUCAAUGGUGGAAUCACAGUUGAGAGCAGAAUCGAUGGUGCAAGUUUGUGACGUAAGUAUGAGUGAAGGGCUAAUGAGCCAGUCGCUGGCAAGCCAAGAGCACCAACCGCAAGACGCCUUAAUUAAUAGCGAAUCUUUGGACACACAAAAUUUAGGGGUUCAUGAUAGUAACGAAAUGGGAGGACUGCCCAUCGGGGGAAGUCAUCUACCAGACACAGACGCGAUGAAGCAAGAUAGACUAUGUUCCGGUGAUCACAUCAACGUCAUGCCUUUUAACAACAGCAGCAGUGCAAUUCCGUUGCAAGGAGAGGACCGUUGGGAUGAGGUGAAAAGGAAUGGUGGAAGUUCUUCCGUCGUUACGAGUUGCAAGAAGGGGACAGUUGCUGAUGACAGCGGUGCAGGGAACGAGGAGGAGAAGACGGUGACAGCAGAACUGGCUGCUAAUCAUCCAUGGGAGAAGCAACCAUCGGAGAAGCAGGCUGUGGAAAACCCGCCAGAGAGGUCCAACAUGGAACACAUAAGGAACUCCAUCCAGAGCAGUAAGUCCUCAAACCAGUGCUCCAUGGAGUCCUUGCAACACAUGGAAAGUUACGAGGGAGGAAGUUUUGAUGACCCCUCCAAGCAACCAUUUAGGAAAACCGCCACCAAAUGGACAGACAGAGAAAAGGAAAUCUACUUCGAGGUGUAUGAAAAGGAAGGGAAAAAUUGGGACACCCUCGUAUUAGCUUUGCAUCCGUAUGGGAAAACACGGGAACAAAUUAAAAACUUUUACCAGAACACGAUUGUGAAGAAGAGGAAAAGUGAGGCCUCCUAG
Messenger RNA from Plasmodium coatneyi, 6240 nucleotides. RefSeq lists its product as uncharacterized. The transcript has a single exon. Lineage: Eukaryota; Apicomplexa; Aconoidasida; Haemosporida; Plasmodiidae. The record is from RefSeq and is a predicted model, not a curated record. The coding region runs from base 1 to 6240 and encodes 2079 amino acids.